Panicum hallii is the source of this 1517-nucleotide messenger RNA. RefSeq names its product DNA-damage-repair/toleration protein DRT111, chloroplastic. The transcript is spliced from 2 exons. The record is from RefSeq and is a predicted model, not a curated record. Gene Ontology annotation, biological process: mRNA cis splicing, via spliceosome. Lineage: Eukaryota; Viridiplantae; Streptophyta; Magnoliopsida; Poales; Poaceae. Gene Ontology annotation, molecular function: RNA binding. Gene Ontology annotation, cellular component: precatalytic spliceosome. The coding region runs from base 81 to 1259 and encodes 392 amino acids.
UUCGUCUUCUUCCCCAAAUCGCAUCCCUCCGACUCUCCCCGUCUCCCCCACCCAAGCAGCCAAACCCUAGGUAGGGCGCGAUGCUGGGCGGCCUGUACGGCGACCUCCCGCCGCCGUCGUCGGCCGGCGACGACGACAAGGCCUCCACGGCCUCCGUCUGGUCCAGCGCCACCAAGAUGGCGCCGCCCACCCUCCGCAAGCCGCCCACCACCUUCGCCCCGCCCCCGUCGCUCCUCCGCAACCAGCACCUGCGCCCGCCCAAGGCGGCCUCCGCAUCCACCUCCGCGGCUCCCGCCACGGCUCCCCCCGUCGUUACCGUCGAGCCCGCCCCCGCCGCGUCCUUCCAGCCGGCGUUCGUGGCCGUCCAGUCCACCGUGCUGGAGGAGUACGACCCGGCCAAGCCCAACGACUACGAGGACUACCGCAAGGACAAGCUCCGGCGGGCCAAGGAGGCCGAGCUGAGCAAGGAGCUCGAGCGCCGCCGCCGCGAGGAGCAGGAGCGGGAGAGGGAGCGCGAGCAGCGGGAGAGGGAGGCCCGCGAGCGCGAGGAGAGGGACUACCAGUCCAGGGCAUCCUCCCUCAACAUAUCUGGCGAGGAGGCCUGGAAGCGGAGGGCGGCAAUGAGCGGUGGCGGCGGAGCUGCUGCUGCGCAGAGGACCCCCUCGUCCCCGCCGCACGGGGAUGGGUUUGCCAUCGGGAGCUCAUCUUCCGCUGGGUUGGGCCUGGGUGCCGGCGGACAGAUGACUGCUGCCCAGCGGAUGAUGGCCAAGAUGGGGUGGAAGGAAGGUCAGGGGCUUGGCAAGCAAGAGCAGGGGAUCACUGCUCCUCUAGUGGCCAAGAAGACCGAUAGGAGGGGAGGGGUUAUUGUUGAUGAGAGCAGUUCAAGGCCACCAGAAAAGAAGCCGAAAUCCGUCAACUUUGAUGGGCCGCCAACACGAGUUUUGCUGCUACGCAACAUGGUUGGUCCUGGUGAGGUUGAUGACGAGUUGGAAGAUGAGGUGGCAUCUGAGUGUGCCAAUUAUGGGACAGUGACUCGCGUACUGAUAUUUGAGAUCACACAGACAGGCUUCCCAGCUGAGGAGGCUGUGAGGAUAUUUAUACAGUUUGAGCGAGCAGAAGAAGCAACAAAGGCGAUGAUUGAUCUGCAAGGGCGGUUCUUUGGUGGGCGUGUGGUGCAGGCAUCCUUCUUUGAUGAGGAAAGGUUUGGGAGGAACGAACUUGCUCCUAUGCCAGGGGAAGUACCAGGGUUUUUCGACUAAAGUAAGAAAUGCCGAUGCGGUAUCAGAUCAGAGGUUCACAAUUCUUUCUCGCCCCCAAGAUGGAUGGACCAUACCAGUUGGAUAGUUGUAGUUUUGUAGUAGCUAGUGCAGAGAUGUACGCGAACUAUUUUUGAUACAAGCUGUUGCGUUUUUUGUGUAUGUCAUCGGCUACUGAACUUACGUGUGUUUGUACAUGACCUUUUUGACAGCUUUCUCGUGCUUUACAGUGCAGUUAUCAUGGUUUUGAUCUUUUUGAAA